AGGGUAAUGUUUCCGGGUCAACACCGACAACCACAACAACAACAGGUUCAACAGUUGCAGCAACAGCUUUAUUGCUCAAUGGUAACUGUUCAAAUUACAUUUAUCGACCUUCGACUGGACUGGCAACCUCAUCCUUACUGUCACCCAAUCAACUUGAUCGUGAAGCUGGUUUCUUCAAGUCAACCCUUGACCCUUAUCAUGCCCAUUCCAGUAGCCAUUCUGGUCACAAGAAAGCUUUAUCCACUUCAGGAACAGUCACCACUUUCAACUAUCCCUUGUACCAAGAGUUUGAUCCAACUGAAGUCAACUCUAGUUCAGUUUACAAAAGGAUACUUCAUUGGGAUAUUAAAUAUACCCUUGCCCUUUCCUUGAUCAUCAUAUUUCUCCUUCUCGGAAUUACAGUGAUUAUACUUUUACUUCGAACCUUGUCCUUUACAUCGCCAUCAUCACCAACCUCAAUCCCAGAUUCAUCAAUGGAUCCAAGUUUGACUGAAAUGCGAAGUCCAUGUGAUUCAAUAAGCUGUCCAAAUCUUCAAUUUUGUGCAAUUGAUAAUAAUGGUUCACCUCUUUGUACCUGUAAAACGUGCUCAUCCCACAUAAAUCCAGUCUUGUUGUGUGCCACCGAUAAUACAACCUACUAUUCCGAGUGUGAUAUUGAACGAGUUUCGUGCCUUAAAAAUGAACCGAUAGCCAUUAAACACCAUGGACCAUGUACAUUUGUUGAUACGUCUAUUAAAGAUCCUUGUGCAUUCGUUGUUUGCAACUAUGGAGCCGUUUGCAUUCCGCCCUUACAAGAACCCCCGCUUCCAACUACCAAAUAUGAUGCUACAGAUGAAACACUUGCCAAUCAAGUAGAUAGUCAGGAUAGUAAAGAUGUUAAUGAACUCUGUCAGUGUCCUUAUUGUGAAGAUAGUGGACCAAGUGUUUGUGGCUCAGACGGAAUAACCUACUCAAGUCAGUGUUCCCUUUCCACAGCCUGUUGCACCGAAAAGCGCUACAUAACAGUGCGGUACGAUGGACCAUGUCAAACGUGUUUGGACAUGAAUUGCAUGCAUUAUUCUGUCUGUGAAAUCGAUCUGGAAACGAGUAAAGCCCAUUGUGUCUGUCCAAAAGUUUGCAUUCGUGAUGAUAGACCAGUUUGCGGUUCAAACGGUAAAACCUACGAAAGUGAAUGCGAACUUCAAAUGGCUUCAUGUCACCUUCAAAUUAACUUGACCGUAGCUCAUCAUGGUUCUUGUGCACCCAAUUUAUGCAAAAAUGUUGAUUGCAAAUUUGACAGCGAAUGCCUAGAAGGUGAAUGUGUUUGCAACUUCAAUUGUGACUCUGAACCUGAGGAGUCAGUUUGUGCGGACGAUGGACUCACCUAUGCUAACCAAUGUUCACUAAGGCGAUCCUCUUGUCUAAAAGGUCGUAAAUUAGUUUCCCUUUUCUUUGGUACCUGUGAUGAGAUGAAAAUCCUAAUGGAAUCAUCAAGUGAUAAUAAAUUAUUCAAUUCUGCCGAUGGUGCCAAAAUAAUAAACAAUACAACGCCAACAUUAAAUACAAACGAGGUUGUGAAUUUCACUCCAAAUGGAUACAAUAAAAAUGAUAGCACAAUUGAACCCAACAAAUCUCAAUUUAAUCAUCAUUUGUCCAAUAUUUUGUUACCUCAUAAUCAAUCAUCCAAUUCAUUCCUUAAUCACUCACAACAUCACAAAAAUCACCAUAAACAUCAUCAUCACCAUCAUCAACAGAAGUCUAACCAUGAUAACCAUAAUCAUCAUUCUUCAACUUUCCAUCAUAACCAAGUGACCUUAACUUGUAAUAAUUUUGAAUGCCUUUUUGGUGCUUCAUGUUCAUACAAUUCAUCAGGCUAUCCACACUGUCAAUGUUCCUUCCAUUGUGACAUUGAACCGUUCCAAUCAUCAUCAUCAUCAUCAGCUUCCUUCUCCUCCUCCUCAUCAACCUACCUUGAUCCAUCUCUCACCGGAUCUUCUGCUUUUGAAAGUGACAGGAAACUCAUUUUUGUAUCUUCCCUCCAUGAAUCUCUUUGUGGCUCGGAUGGCCAAUAUUAUGACAAUGAAUGUCAAAUGAAAAGAGAAUCCUGUAAUCAGCAAAAGGAUAUAUCAAUUGUUGAUGAUAAAAUUUGUGACCUUCAAUCAUCAUCAGUCGAUGCCAAAAUUGCACUUGAUAAUUUCAAUGAAUCAUUGAAUAAUGAAGUGAACCAUGAUGUUCCAAUGUGCAUCAAAAGUGAAUUUGGCUGUUGCCUCGAUGGUUCAACUCAAGCUCUUGGUCUCAAUUAUCUCGGUUGUCCAGAGCGCUGUUUUUGCAACCGCAGAGGAUCGAUUGGAUCCAAUUGUGAUCCCAUUACAAGACAAUGUUCAUGCAAACCAGGAAUCGGUGGCCUUAAAUGUAAUCGAUGUGAAGCUGACUUUUGGGGACUUCAUAUGGCUAAAGGUCAAGAUGGAUGUUUACCUUGUAAUUGCAAUAAGUUUGGUUCUGUUCGAAGUGAUUGUGAACAAACGACGGGAAAAUGUGUUUGCAUUCCUGGCAUUAAAGGAAUUAAAUGUGAUAUUUGUCCACUUGGAACCAUUCUUGGACUUCAUGGAUGUACUCAUGGUUCAAUUGCUUUCCCUCGUAAUGGUUCUUGCCAUGAUAUCCAAUGUUUCCAUGGAGCAGUUUGUGUUCAAAAUGGUAACAUAGCCCAAUGUAUCUGUGAUAUUAAUUGUCAAAACAAUUCAACUGAUGUCUCCAAUUCCUCGAUGGAUUAUUCAAUCGUCUGUGGUUCUGAUUCCAAUACAUAUCAAUCUGAAUGCCAAAUGUUAAGAGCCUCUUGUCUUCAUCAAACGGAUAUUGUAAUUCUUCAUAAAGGUCCUUGUUGAAUGGCAAUUGCAAGUACAGAAGGAAAUGGAAAAUUCAGGCAAAUAAUUUUUGGCUUCUGGUUUCAAAGGCAAUUCAUUGGUGAAUCAUUAUUUACCUGGUUGUGUAUAAAAAAGGAAAGGGGAAAUUCAUCAGUCUUUGUUUGUGUUGACACUUUACUUUUCUUCCUUAAUUAUUCUCUCCAUCAAAAUCAAUGGAAUCAACAGAGUAAAUUGUCG
Molecule: messenger RNA, 3077 nt
Organism: Tetranychus urticae (two-spotted spider mite)
Lineage: Eukaryota; Metazoa; Arthropoda; Arachnida; Trombidiformes; Tetranychidae
Product: agrin
Biological process (GO): multicellular organism development; cell differentiation
Cellular component (GO): extracellular region
Molecular function (GO): protein binding
Source: RefSeq, a predicted model, not a curated record